Porites lobata is the source of this 5394-nucleotide messenger RNA. The record is from the annotation of a GenBank genome assembly. Lineage: Eukaryota; Metazoa; Cnidaria; Anthozoa; Scleractinia; Poritidae.
GCCCCUCAAAAAGGGCCUUCGAAAAAAUAAGCCCCGGGGCUUAUUUUCGGAAUUAUGUGGGACGAGGUUGAUUUCGAGAUUGGGCUACCUGUGGUUUGAAGCGGCUGACUGUCAUGUGACGCUCAUAGCGUCACAGGAAAUGACCUUGAAAGGAACGAAACAACAGCAAUCAUGAUGGCGCUACGAGUCUUUCUCUUUACAUUCCUGUUCCGAGAAGCAGUAUCUCUGGUAAAUGUAGAUCCAAACAUGAAAUCGUUUUCGUAUGCUAUUAAGAGCGGCGUCCUAAAUUCUAGCAAAGAGCAAACACUUUACGAGCAUAACACAGGCCAACCUGGUGUGAUUACAGAGCAGUGGUUCACAGGCUAUGGGAUGGACGAAAAUACCAGGAUUAGAAUCUAUAUCGACGGCGAAACAGAAGCAAGUUUAGAUUUUAACCUGUAUCUGGCUCAUGGUAUGGGAUUUGGUGACCAGAAUGAGACACCAAAUAUUCCAUGGGGCACGAAGCGGCUUGGACAUGAAGCUAAAAACGGUGCAGUCUACAACACGUUUCGAAUUCCUUUUGGCAAAUCAUUCAGAGUUACAGCGACAAGACCAAAUCGUGCUACGUUCUGGUACAUCAUUCGUGGCGUAGAAAAUUACCCUGUUGUUGUGGGCGACCUUGUGCUUCCACCAAACGCAAGAUUGAAGCUCUAUAAAAGGGAAAAUGUUUUCAUGAUGCCUCUAGAGUUCUUGAAUAUGGCACACGUCACUGGCUCUGCAGGAGCAGUGUUCUUGGUGACUUUAGAUGUUGCCAGCUCUGACCUUACCUUUCUUGAAGGCUGCUUCCGUGCGUUCAUCGAUGGCAGUAACAAGACAAUGUGGCUUUCAUCUGGUACUGAAGACUUUUUCCUAUCUGCAUUUUAUUUUGAUGCCCCAAAGUUAUUUCAAGCGCCGAAUUCUGGAGUGACUUACAAAGACAAAGGUAGAGUCAGCGCGUACAAGUUUUUUGAAAACGACCCUUUGCUGUUUAGCAAAUCGCUGGACCUUUGGUGGCGAUGUGCUGAUCUUGAUAUCACUAAAGACAAGCAUGGCUGCCCUAACCGUUGGCCCAAUCCUAGCCCGUAUGCUGACCAAAAGCAGUUUUACAACAAAGCGAAGCUAUCCAAGGAAGAAAAGAUUGCCGUUGAAGAAAUUAGGAAAGGCUUGAAGAAGAACGAAGAGUUACCCAAGAACUGGGCAGCCAUGGAGAAAGAAAGGAUUGCCAAAGAAGGAAAGCCAUAUGUGUAUGCUACUUUUCACCCAGCUAACGUGACGACAUUCACCUGGGUGUAUGAAUGGUAAACGUUUGGCCUUACACAUUGAGGUAAAUUAUAUGGGGACGGAGUUAUUAGGAAUAAAUAAUAAUAGUAUUGUAACAUAGAGGGCAAAAUGACUUAAUUUUGAUUGGCUAAUAAAGUGCAAUUUGGAAAUGAAGAAGGCAUAAAUGUGACUAGUCUGAAAUGCCUGUGGGGUGCUCAGGAAUGAGAUGUCUGAAUUUCAAGCGUCACCUACUUUUGUGAAUAUGGUAGGUAUUUUCUGAUUGGCUUAUACCUUUCAGGAAUACAAAACCUUUCAUUGUUGGCUGAAUGCGCUGAGGAAAACAUGCUGGUCUGAAAUAGUGUUGACGGGUUAACAAGACUAAUUAUGAAUUGCUGUGUGAAAUGUGACCUUGGAGUUACCCUCUCUUCACAAAGUGAAGACCUUUUAAUAGUAACAACUGACUAGGAACCUUUUAAUUCCAAAACUGCAGUCUUGCUUUAGGCACUUGUAACAAAAAAUGUACUACCACGACAGUUGCAUAGACUAUUAAGCUAAAACAAAAGUAAUUGCCAAUGGAGAAAGUGUAGGAUGUUGAUCUCCCACCCACAGGAAAUAAUUACUCAAUACCAGCUUCAUGACCUAUAAAUUUUAGACUCAGAGCGGCAAAAGUAAGAUUUGCUCAGUCAGAGUUUAACAUUACUCCGUGUACUGCAUAACCUAAGCGAAAGAAAGAAAAAAGGAACCUCUGUAGUUCAGGCUAACUCCAAGUCCAAGUUUACAUUUCACACUAUCACAAGCUUAUGAGUCGUGUUUAGCCUGUUAACACUUCAUUUCAAACCCAAAAAGUUAAACUACCCCAUAAAUUUAUUCUGGAGGUUUUAUUGUCAAGCUUCACAGCACUCAAAACACACAACUCUUAAUAUCGACCAUAUUGCAUGCUGCUGUUCAGGGUUCCGUGACAUAUGGCUGCCAACUUGUCAAGAAAUGGAAGUUAGGCAAAAAUGCAUAAAGUACUAGGUGACGUCACUAGACAGUAUUAAAACGCUUGGAAUUCAGACGUCUCUUUCUCCUUGUGCCCCCCACAGCUUAGGGUGUGGAGAUGUGUGACAUUUCAGAUUAAAAUGUGAGCUUCUCCAGGAAAACUCCCACUAAUGCUGAGGACGCUGCAUAGUGUCCCUUUACAUGCCAACGUCUGAUUUACACCCCACUUGUUGUAGGAGAGGAAAACUGGCACAGUUUUGUUGAUGAUUAAUUUUAUUUUUAUUGUUUGUUCUAUUACAGGCAACCCUUCAAUAUUGGGACUUAACAGAAAGAGAGCAGUGAUGACAGUUUGUGAGAAGAGAUACUUCCAUUUCAAUUUGUUAAUGUAUAUAUGUAGGUGUAGGGAAUGUGCACAAAUAAUUUAAUGUCACAUGAAUUACAUUCUUAAAAGGUGCCCUCAAUUUUUUUCUUGUUUAUUGUUUUAAUCCCUUUGAGCGAAAACUUCGCAGGAUAACGGAUCCCAAAUAAUAAUGUAUUUUUUGGUUAUUUAUGCCGUGUUUAGACUUGAGCGUGCUACCGAAGUAUUGGAGUUAACUUACCUAGGUAAAUAUUUUACGUGUGUAAACGCCAACUGAUACCCUGGUAAACACCGCUCAAGACAAUAGAAAGUUAACUUAGGUAAAAGUCCGGUUUACCCUGCGAGCAGGCAUGGUUAAGGUCGGUAACCAAGGUUUGGAUGACAGAUACAUCCGCUUGCGGUCGCAUAGAAUUUCACAUCCUCUGGUGUCGGGAUUGCGUCAGUCUCAUUCGAUCACGUUUUCGAACGUACGUCUUGAUAUUCUAAAGUUCUCUUUCCACCAUUCUUCAACAAAAUUUCCGUUUAAUAGAGUUUCAAACCAGAAUUGGUUUCUCGGCCACGACCACGCACGUCUAACGUGCCUUGUCUUGCGAAGGGCAAUUUGUAGCAGAAAUAAUCGCUUUCGCCUGGACCUCUUUAGGUGCUGCAAAAGUAAGAGCUGCUGCAAUCUCGAUUCCUGGGUUUGCUCAUCAAGAACAAGAAAAUAAAACGCGAGGACUACAAGAGCCACAGCUUCUCUAUUAAACGCGAGCAUUUUAUGCGUGGAUUUAGAAUUUGUCACCAAUUCGAUUAGAUUGUGAUUGAUGACAGAUUUACCUUAGUUAUUUGAGCCCGUAUAAACACUGUACAAAUGUACCAGGGUUUAGUCAGUUAAUGUUUACCUUGGUAAACGCUCGAGUGUAAACACAGCAUUAGUUUUGAUGGUUUUUGACAUGACAGUGAUGUCAUAAGUUUGACAGACCGUUAGGGAUAAAAUGUGAUCAGAAUUAAAGUUAAGCGGAGAAAUGAUAAAAACAGUUCCAUUAUCCAACAAAGUUUCAUCUCAGACAGAAAAUUGUUUUAUACAAAAGUAGUUAGUAAAUGGCCCAUUGGUGUUGGCACCUUAUCCAAUGAACCUGUAUCAUAUCAAGAAUUCAAAAUUUGGGGGAAAUGAGUUGAAUAAGUGGGGGAUGAAUAACAUUAUUUUGUAAACUGUAGAAAUGUUUUCUUUGUUAUUCUAUUACUCUUGUAGCAUACCAAUGAUAGGGAUUAGUAUGUCAGGGAAUUUUUUUCUGUUCUACUCAUCCAUUUGAUGGACACUUGUACAAUGUAGAUCGUCUGAACAUAAAAUUCACUUGUCCAUUAAAUGUUGAAAAAUCCAAGGAUAUAAAAUACAACAGCAGCCACCGUACACUAAGUCAUGAUACAGUAUUGCUUGGUUUUGCAAUGGUUUCUUUGCUGAAGCAAAACUUUUUUAUAUUUUUUGUAGGGGGAUUUUGAUAAUAUAAGAAAAACAAUCAUCUUGACAACGAUUAACUUUUCAAUAUUUUAUUCUGUGCAGGCACAGUACACUUAACGUGUCUAUUCAGACAAUUGCUUCACAAGUUUAAGUAUUCCCAGAGGAAAAACAACUUCUUUUUUCAGAUGGGUGUUUUUUUUUUACUUUUACUACAGUACUUAAUUUGCUUCAAAAUAGAAAUAAUAUUUAUAGAGGGAGCCCAACUUGCCAAGCCAGUUUUCAGUGGGGCCCUUUUCAUUAGUUGUACUAGUUACUUGUUUGUCUUAUCUCAGCGGACUUGUUUUGCCAAUGCACUGGAAUAAUGAGGGAUUUUAAGGGACAAAGCAGACUACAAACAGCGUAUUUCAAUGGGGGUAGUUUGUCCUGAUGAAAAUCACAAAUCCAGUCUUCAUCAUUGUUUCAGUCCAGUAGUUAUGCAUUAAUUAAUACAAAUUUGUAAGUAAUACAAGCACAGUCAAACCUCCUUAACAUAGACCCAAAGGGACCAAACCAAGUGUCUGCAUUGCAGAUGUGUCAGGCUUAUUAUAGAGGUACAGAAUGUGUUGAGCUUGGUAUGUUUGGGGCCAAGAGGCCAGAGGUCCCUUCCAGAAAUACUUAGGGUAAAAUAAACCAUGCUGGCUGUUCAGAAAGCUCCCACUUUAUGCUUCUCGAAUGCAUCACUGUUGGUGCUUUGCCUCUCACACUUGCAGUUUGGCCACUAAUAAUCUCUGGCACCAAGGGUAUCUCUACUGCUGUUACAGCUGUAUUAGGUGUCUUUAAAGGGGGUUUGACCAUUUGUUUUUGAAUUAAGUAGACUUCAUAGUAUGUGUGCCUUUAAAAACUACUUUUUUGCCAAACAAAUAAAAUUGUGAACAUGUGAAAUAUUUGGGAAUGUUUUAUUUUUGCUUUAUUACCAGUCACAAAUAUCAGAAGACAAGUGCAAUCCAUAUGCUUAUGGAAUAAUAAUAUAACUUGUUACAGGAUUUGUAUGCAUCUUGAAAACCCUGGAAUUUUUAGAGUCAUUGUACAAGGCCUUGAAAGUCCUUUAAAUUCUCUUUCAUUCAUUUUGGUCCUUUAAAGUCCUUAUUUGAUUUGAGGAACAUUUUCAAACCUCCAAAAAACUUGGGCAAAUACCAGUUUGAAGCCAACAGAAUAAAAUUGACAUCGAGGAAAUGAAGGUCAGGUAUGGACUGCCUGUGAUGCGAGAGGCUGAGGUCUAGAAUGAUUACAAGCCAUCUUGUACCUUGAUUUGUCCCGUGCUGCAGGGGAGUAGUUUGAGAUUUUAAAUAUGUACACACAG